AUGAAGGCUUCCGUUGCUGCUGUUGGCGCCCUCGUCGCCGUGGCCAGUGCCCACUCUCCCCGUCACUUCCACUGGAACCGUCGUGCUCUCAACGAAACAGCCUCUGAGACCACCCUGACCGUCAGCGUCACUCAGGUCCACACCAUCACCAGCUGUGCUCCCACUGUCACCAACUGUCCUGCCAAGCAGAGUGACAUCGACAACCUUCCCGAGUCCGCCAAGACCACUGCCGUUGUCACCGAGACUGUUCCCCUGACCACCACAGUCUGCCCCGUCUCUGAUGCCUCCAGCAUUGCCUCGUCUUUGGUCAACGAGCACAUCUCCAGCAAUGCUCCUGUCUUCCCCAGCAGCACCGGAUUCCCCUGGACCAACUCUUCUGCUCCCGCUCCCACUGGCGCUCCCAUCACCUCUGGUUCUCCCAACCAGCCCAGCCUGACCACCUCGGUCAUCCCCAUUGUCACCGAUGUUCCUACCACCAUCGUCGAGAGCGGUCUCACCAGGACCACUCUUGUUCAGUCCACCAUCUACUCCACCGUCACUGUCCCUUGCUCCAGCGCCUCUGGCAUCACCUCUGCUCCUGGCAGCGGAAACGGUAACGGCAAUGGCAAUGGCAACGGUGCACCUCUACCACCACUGACCUCCACCGGUGCUGGCUCUGUUCCCACUGGAACUCAGUCUUCUUCUGCUCCUUCCCCUACUGGCGGAAACAGCAACAACGGAGGAAACAAUGGUGGUAACAACGGCGGCAACAACGGUGGCGACGAUGAUGAGUGCGACGACGACGACACUCAGGAUGACGAUGAGUGCGACGACGAUGAGGGUGAUGACGAUGAGUGCCCUCCUGAGAGCACCACCACCCUCUCUGCCACCGUCACCGUUCCCUUCCCUACUGGCAACGGCACUGUGCCCACCCCCACCGUCUUCCCUACUGGCGGCUUUGCCAAGCUCCGUCGCUAA
Messenger RNA from Clonostachys byssicola, 957 nucleotides. The record is from the annotation of a GenBank genome assembly. Lineage: Eukaryota; Fungi; Ascomycota; Sordariomycetes; Hypocreales; Bionectriaceae.